GAAUCAUCAACGUCGAGCUAUUUCGUAUGGAUGGUCGACGACCAGAUUUAAGUAAAUUUGAGAAAAGUUAUAUCUACACAACAAAUCAGCAACGUUAUGACUGGCAAUAUAAAGAAACUACUAUAAUGAAGUUUCCUCGUAGCCUACACAAGGUCAAAUUUGCUUUCAAGGAACCCGAAGAUGGAAACCCAUUCAAGUCAAAAAAUUCAGUGAAACGAGAUGAUCAGAAUAUUGUGAAUCCGGGCGAAAGAGAAUUUAAAAAUGAGCAAUAUGGGCUUGUUGAUGAAAUGCUGAGCAUUCUGGAAAAUGCGUGGAAAAAUCCAAUUUUACGUGGGGAAAAUAAAAAAUAUCAAUCAGAGGAUACAUAUUUUGCGGAAUUUAUUUAUCCAUUACUUCAAACGGUAUUACGGAAAAUUUCAGAAAAUCGAGGCAUUCUUAAGCGCGUAAAUCUUUAUUACAGUCCCGAACGCCAAAGCGAAUCUAGUAGAGCGCGAAAAGGAGAUUCGGAGGCUAAAAAGCCAGAUGCCAUAUUCAGAGUAAGGAUACUCAAUAAAUUGCUUGAAAAUUUACGCGAACUGCCCAAAGUCCUGCAAGUGCUCUAUGAUGGGAUUAAGUUAUUCGAAGUGGAUCUAAUGCUGUAUGUUGUGGUUGGAAAUGUUGCACCCUUAACAACGGUUAAUUUUGCGGAACGUAAGAUUGCACCGUUGCGUAAGAGGAAAGGAAUUAGAGGCAAAGAACCUGAACAAACUUUCAACUACCACAACAAGCAUCAAUCAACGCAUCUGGAUUCAAUGCUUUCCGCUUGA
Molecule: messenger RNA, 806 nt
Organism: Ambispora leptoticha
Lineage: Eukaryota; Fungi; Glomeromycota; Glomeromycetes; Archaeosporales; Ambisporaceae
Source: the annotation of a GenBank genome assembly